CAAACGUGGUUUGCAGAGAUUCGACCAAGUACAGCGCUGGAUCAGUUUCUUGUAAAAGAUGGCCCGUUCUGACGUUAUUCUCGUGUGGCUGUCCAUCUUAUUAGGUUUAGCGACUUCUCAAGAUGGUUCCCCUGUUGUACCCACGGCCAGCGGCAAGGUGCGAGGAACGGUGCAGUACACAAACGACCUGCCGGACAAACCUGUCUACACCUUCCUCGGCAUCCCGUACGCAGCGCCCCCUGUCGGAGACCUGCGGUUCCGCGCGCCCGAACCCGUCACUCCGUGGGAGGGAGUGAUAGACGCAACGAAGCCGGGGCCUUUCUGUCCGCAGCCCCUGGAUCUGCAACACACGAUACCCUUCCGGCUUUUACAGACUACGACGAGCGAAGACUGCCUCACGCUGAAUGUCGAAACUCCAACAACAAACGCCGAUGGCGGUUUGCCAGUACUAGUAUGGAUCCACGGCGGGAGCCUGGAGACGGGCGGAGGUUACCUGCUGCCCUUCGCGCCUCUCGCCGCCCACCAAGACGUUGUCGUGGUGUCCUUCAACUACCGCCUCGGGCUGCUGGGUUUCCUCAGUACCAGGGACGAGAACGCUCCUGGCAACUUCGGCUUCCUGGACCAGGUCCUAGCUAUAAGGUGGGUGAAAGCAAACAUCCAGAACUUCGGAGGUGACCCGGAUCGGAUCACCGUCUUCGGAGAGUCCGCCGGUGGCUACAGCGUCUCCUACCACGUCGUUUCACCACUCAGCCGAGGGCUGUUCAGGAGAGCCAUUUCACAGAGCGGUGUCUUCGGGACGAACCCUGUCCAACUCAACCCGCUCCGGACAACCAAGGUACAGGCUGAAGAACUGGGGUGUGACGGAGAAGACACCUCCGUCCUCGUGAACUGUCUGAGGGAUAGACCAGUGGAGCAGCUGUAUGCCGGUUACGACUUAUUUCAAAAUAGUCUGUUUGGUUCUAAUCUAAAACCGUUCGGGCCCGUGGUUGAUGGUUAUUUCUUGACGUCUACGCCCGAAUAUCUGCUGAAGAAACGCCAGGUCAGCCCCGUGGAUUAUUUGAUGGGAGUAAACGAUCAUGAGUACGGGUUCAUCCUGCCGAGAGCAUCUCACCUGCCGAACUUCGGCAAGGGGAUGACACACGAACUGUGCACCGCUCUGCUGAAGUUGGGACUACCGGAGUACGUUGACUACAAGGGGUCGGGACAAGCCAUUCUGGCGGCCAUAGAAGAGAAGUACCGUGACCAGGCCAACCCUGACGACAUCAUGGCCAUACAGUACCAGUACAGCCAGCUGAUGGGAGACCUGAUGUUUGUAGCGCCCACAGUGCGCGCUGCAGAUGGGCACACAGCUGCCGGUGGGAAAGUUUAUCUCUACGAGAACCACUACGUGCCGAGUUUCCUGCGCGUUGCACGGCCGGGCUGGGUGGGGUGUGACCACACGGACGACUGGUGGAUGGUGGUGGGCGCGCCCUUCACCGACAUCCAACUCACCAGCGGCGACAACAUAACCUUCACUGCCGCAGACAAACAGAUGAGCCUAAAGAUGAUGGAAAUGUGGGCCAACUUUGCCAGAACCGGGAACCCUACCGACCAGACAUCCCCAGAGUGGCCUGUCUACACCACAGACCACCCAGCUUACAUGAACCUGGACCUGGCGCCGUCUGUUGACGUGGGCCUGAAGUCUGACAGAGUGACGUUUUGGAACAAAGUUAUACCUGAGUUAGCCAGGCUUGGUGACCGAGACGAACUGUAGUACAAACUGUUCAUUUGAUAAUUAUUA
Messenger RNA from Branchiostoma belcheri (Belcher's lancelet), 1780 nucleotides. RefSeq names its product pyrethroid hydrolase Ces2e-like. NCBI's taxonomy places the organism in Eukaryota, Metazoa, Chordata, Leptocardii, Amphioxiformes, Branchiostomatidae. The record is from RefSeq and is a predicted model, not a curated record. The transcript has 7 exons. Bases 59 to 1753 code for a protein of 564 amino acids.